UUCCCGAUCCGUCACUGACCUCGAUUGACGUUGAGAGUGGUCCAUAAGAUCUUUAAUUGAAAAAAAUUAACAGCUCGACGGACCACGAGUUUCAAACAAAUAUACGUGUCCUGAAUAUCACCGGAUCGAGCUAUACAAAGUUAUAACAUCGUAAAGAUGUUACGGACCACGACCACACUGAGAUCCGAUCUGGUACGCGUAACGUUCAGAAGUAUUAUACGAACUAAUGUCGUACGAUGUUUGGCAGUCGAAUGUGUUCACAGAAAACAUCUGCAAAGCUAUUCAUCGCAUACUAUAACUGUUGUCAGGCCGCAGACACGCAAGGUACCACAUGUGGUAACAGCAUGGACACAACAGGUGCGAUUGUACGCAGAUUACCCGGAUCACAUUGCCGUUACUCUUCCUGCUCUCUCCCCUACCAUGGAGACUGGGUCAAUAGUUAGUUGGCAUAAAAAAGAAGGUGAUAAGCUCAAUGAGGGAGAUCUCUUGGCUGAGAUAGAGACUGACAAAGCAACGAUGGGCUUUGAAACUCCUGAAGAAGGAUACCUAGCAAAAAUUGUAGUGCCAGCUGGAUCUAAAAAUGUUCCAAUUGGACAGCUUGUUUGUGUUAUUGUCAGCGACGAAGGUAGUGUUGCCGCGUUCAAAAACUUCAAGGAUGACGGAGGUGCAGGUGCACCAGCAGCCACAGCAGCUUCUCCUGUGGCGCCAGCUGCUGCCAUUCCAGCUUCAGCUACUCCACCAUCAGUUGCUCCAUCUCCAGCACCUGUAUCUGCUGCUUCUUCCAUUCCUGCUGCUGCAUCUGGUGAUCGGAUAUAUGCAAGUCCGCUGGCCAGGCGACUUGCCUCUGAAAAGGGCCUUAAUUUACAAGGCCUCAAAGGUACUGGACUGUAUGCUUCGGUGACAUCAAAAGAUCUUGCAGGUGCAUCUGCUACAUCUACUGCCUCCUCUCCUUCAACUGUUAGUUCGGCAUCUAUGGAUUCUUCAGCUAGUGGUACAUACACAGAUAUCCCAGUAUCAAACAUCCGUGGAGUUAUUGCAAAGCGACUUCUCGAAAGUAAGCAGAAUAUUCCGCAUUACUAUCUUACUGUUGAUGUCAAGAUGGAUGCAGCAUUACAAAUGAGAGAACAAUUCAACAAAAUGUUAGAAAAGGAAAAGGUAAAAUUGAGCGUCAAUGACAUAAUUAUCAAAGCUAUCGCAAUGGCGUCUAAAAAAGUUCCUGAUGGCAACACAGCUUGGCUUGGGGAUGUUAUCAGACAAUACCACAACGUUGACGUGAGCGUUGCCGUGAGUACAGAUAAUGGUCUUAUAACACCAAUUGUGUUCGCGGCUGAUACAAAGGGUAUAGUACAAAUCAGUAAAGAGGUAAAGGCUUUGGCAGCAAAGGCUAGGGAUGGAAAGUUACAGCCACACGAGUUUCAAGGUGGUACAAUUACUGUAUCAAAUCUGGGAAUGUUUGGUAUUAAAACAUUCUCAGCCAUCAUAAAUCCACCUCAGUCUAUCAUCCUAGCCGUUGGCACAACCGAAUCCCGAUUGAUUCCAGCCCAGAACGAAAAGGGAUUCGAGUCAGUCAACUUCAUGAGCGUUACAGCUAGCUGUGAUCAUCGUACCGUCGAUGGGGCGGUUGGUGCGCAAUGGCUUGUAGCGUUCAAGAAUUUAUUGGAAAAUCCUACGACAAUGCUCCUAUAAUGAAUUAUUGCAAUGGAUUAUUGCAGUGAUUGAUAUAGGCAUAUUUUAGAUCAUGUGUGAGGACUGUCAAAGGGUAUGUGACAAGAGAAUUGUCCAAUGUACAUUUGUUGUGGAUAAUAAUGUAUAAUUUGUUUCACCAUUAUUUAAUAUUAAUAUCAAUUUUACCAAAUAAGUUCAGACAGUUGUAUAAUAACUCACGUAUUACAGGCAUUUCUCUACCCACAAUUAAUGCUCUUACUUACGUAGAGAUAUCCAAGUGUAUAAAACAGUGUUUUAUUCAAGUCCACCACUGAUGUUAGAUAUAGUCUGCUCGUUCAACUGUUGAACAUACUGGAUACAUAUUCUAUGCGGUGAAAAUAUGGUUUCCUAUAAUAUAUUGCUGCAGUACUAAUCGAUUCUUGUUGGAACGAUGACACAGAAUAAAAUUGUACAUACAUA
This is a messenger RNA of Athalia rosae (coleseed sawfly), 2124 nucleotides long. It is a transcript of the gene muc, whose product is annotated as dihydrolipoyllysine-residue acetyltransferase component of pyruvate dehydrogenase complex, mitochondrial. Gene Ontology annotation, molecular function: dihydrolipoyllysine-residue acetyltransferase activity. The transcript is spliced from 6 exons. The record is from RefSeq and is a predicted model, not a curated record. Gene Ontology annotation, cellular component: pyruvate dehydrogenase complex. Gene Ontology annotation, biological process: pyruvate decarboxylation to acetyl-CoA. Bases 157 to 1686 code for a protein of 509 amino acids. Lineage: Eukaryota; Metazoa; Arthropoda; Insecta; Hymenoptera; Athaliidae.